CACAGUAACUGCCUUGGUAUAUAUAUUCUCUUUCUGUCUCGUUCUCUCUCUCCUAAACACAUUUCUUCUUCAAUUUCCUCUCGACUCUCAAAUCCAUUCUCUCUCUCUCUCUCUCUCUCUCUCUCUCAUGGAGGACUCUGUCAAAGAACAAUCUUCAGCCACUGCGAACGCAGGGAAAUCAGGUUCCAAACUCCGGUAUCCGCUCCGAUCGGCGACUAAAUCCAAGGAGGAAAAGCCUGCGGCCGCGGCCGCGGCCGAAUUGCCCAACACUUCUGCUUCUAAGAGAGGAAGACCUGCAUCAAUUGUAAGUAAGAGUGUGGGUGUUCUUGAUCUUUCUGCCAAGGACAAGUCGGGCAAGCCUCCCAGAAGGCUCUCUAUCCCUGCCAAGACAACUAUCAGCCAUGUUCCGAAAUCAGUUGGCAAUGUUUCUCCAAUUUCUGAGGUUAGGGCAAAAAGGUUGGUUAAAAGUCAAGAAAAAAAUGACACGCCAGCUUCUGAUGUUUCCAAAUCAUCAAGCAGAAGGAAGUUCAGUGUUCUGUUAUCAGCAUCCUAUUGGCUAUCACAGAUUAAGCUCUCCGAAUCUGCUGCUAAGCACAAAAUCUCACUUGGUUUCUUCAAACUUGCUAUAGAGGCUGGAUGUGAGCCUCUUCAAAGAAUGAGGGAUGAGCUGAAAUCCUAUGCACGGCGACAUAACUUGGCUGAACUUGGGGAAUUUGUGAAAGAAUUGUUUGAAAGCUACAACAUUUUGGAAAACUUUGAGCAGUUGCAAGUCUCUGAAACCUGUUCCCAAGUGCCUGAAGAGGGAACUCGAUCAUCUGAUGAUGAUGUACACAGCUCUUCAUCUGUUACGGGAGCUAGGAAACUGAAACCGAAGUCCUUGAAUACUGAAAAUACUGUUCAAGCUUCUGCAGGCACAGAAUCAGCCAAGAAGGAUACUACUCAAAAGGAUAAUCCUGGAACGAGGACCAGAGGAUCUUGGAAUAAGAAUUCUGCAAACACAAGACCCGCUUCGAAAACUGCUGGGAGUAGCAUAUCAAAGAAAUCUCAGAUUCCAAGCAAGCAAGAAUCGAAUAAAGAUAAGGAUAAGAUCAGGAGGGUGGGAAAGAAAGCUGCUUGUGAGCAAGGUUCAGCCAACCCGUCACCUACAGACGAAACACUCCAAGAAAACAAAGAAAACAUGGAUGCUCCUCAGAUGGAAGAGAUCAGUUUGAUUGAAGCUUAGACAGAGUCCUGCACCAAGCAUGCUGAACUAUACAAUUCUGUUAAUUUUUGUUGGGUUUUCGUCUUUAAUUUUUUUUAGCGUGGUUCAUUUUUUUUUUUUUUGGCGGUGUAUAGAUAGGGUUUGUGUGGAAGUGCUCAAGUGUGGUGAUGAAUUCAGUUUUUUCAGAGUUUUUCUUUACCAUAUGUGCCUACUAUAAUACAAUUAUGUUUGUGAUCUCAGAUUGUAUUGAAUCAUUAAACUUCAUUGUUCUUUGCCUGAUUUGGUAAUUCUUGCAGGCUUCAUAUUUGUCCA
This is a messenger RNA of Camellia sinensis, 1513 nucleotides long. RefSeq lists its product as uncharacterized. NCBI's taxonomy places the organism in Eukaryota, Viridiplantae, Streptophyta, Magnoliopsida, Ericales, Theaceae. The record is from RefSeq and is a predicted model, not a curated record.